Messenger RNA from Acipenser ruthenus (sterlet), 2650 nucleotides. RefSeq names its product kelch-like protein 3. Gene Ontology annotation, molecular function: protein binding. Bases 295 to 2118 code for a protein of 607 amino acids. Lineage: Eukaryota; Metazoa; Chordata; Actinopteri; Acipenseriformes; Acipenseridae. The transcript has 15 exons. The record is from RefSeq and is a predicted model, not a curated record.
CAAAAUUACUGGAGAAAACAAAAGAGGGCGGGUGGGCUUUGAACAGAGGAGGGCUGUGGAGCAGGGAGACCUGGGAAAAAAGAGGGAUGUCAGAAAGAGGGCGAGCGAGAGAGGUUCUGUUAGCGCAGUCUGUUGCGUGCUAGUACAAUGUAGAGGGAUUGAAGGAGGAAGAAGAGCUCCUAUCAGGUUGCAAUCACUUGUCUUUAUAAACAGCGCUGAUUUCCAAGACUGCUACUGAGGCUCAACCCGUAGUAUUAAUAUCAAUGGGACCGUGAGGGAAACAGCUGGGGGUACAUGGGACACUGCCGGACCGGGUGUGGAUCUUUUGCACUAGAAACGGAACCAUGGACGAUGAAGAAGCGUGAGAGUCGAAAGUCCAGCCCCCAGCCGCCCCUGGAUGCUGAGGAGGAUGGGCAGGAGCCUGGGAACGUCGCUGUCAAUCACUCCCACACGAAGAAAGCCUUCCGGGUGAUGAACGAUCUGAGGAGUAAGAAGAUGCUGUGUGACGUGACGCUGGUGGCGGAGGAUGUUGAGAUCUGGGCUCAUCGCAUCGUGCUGGCUGCCUGCAGCCCCUACUUCUGUGCCAUGUUCACAGGGGACAUGAGCGAGAGCAAAGCGAAGAGGGUGGAGAUUAAGGACGUGGACGGGCAGACCCUGACCAAGCUGGUGGACUACGUCUACACUGCCGAGAUCGAGGUCACGGAGGAGAACGUCCAGGUGCUGCUCCCCGCUGCCAGUCUGCUGCAGCUGAUGGAUGUGAGGCAGGUGUGCUGUGAGUUCCUGCAGUCCCAGCUGCACCCCACAAACUGCCUGGGGAUCCGCGCCUUCGCAGACCUGCACACCUGCAUGGAGCUGCAGAGCCAGGCCAACGCCUACGCAGAACAGCACUUUCCGGAGGUGAUGCUGGGAGAGGAGUACCUGAGCCUGAGCCUGCAGCAGGUGUGCAGCCUGAUCUCCAGCGACAAGCUCACCGUCUCGUCCGAGGAGAAGGUGUUUGAAGCCGUGCUUGCGUGGAUAAAGAACGAUGAGGAGCCACGUCUGGAGCACAUGCCCCAGCUGAUGGAGCACGUCCGGCUGCCCCUGCUGCCCAGGGACUACCUGGUACAGACGGUGGAGGAGGAGGCCUUCAUCAAGAAAAACAACACCUGCAAGGACUUCCUGAUCGAGGCCAUGAAGUACCACCUGCUCCCACUCGACCAGCGGCACCUCAUGAAGAACCCCAGGACCCGGCCGCGCACCCCUGUCAGCCUGCCCAAGGUGAUGAUGGUGGUGGGGGGUCAGGCCCCGAAAGCGAUCCGCAGUGUGGAGUGUUACGACUUCCAGGAGGACCGGUGGUACCAGGUGGCUGAGCUCCCCUCCAGGAGGUGCAGAUCAGGUGUGGUGUUCAUGGCGGGGUGUGUGUACGCGGUGGGAGGCUUCAACGGCUCUCUGCGGGUGCGGACGGUGGACGUGUACGACGGAGUGAAGGACCAGUGGACCUCCAUCGCCAGCAUGCAGGAGAGACGCAGCACUCUGGGGGCCGCUGUGCUGGGGGACCUGCUGUACGCGGUGGGAGGCUUCGACGGCAGCACGGGGCUGUCGUCGGUGGAAGCCUACAGCUCCAAGUCGAAUGAAUGGUUCUUUGUCUCUCCCAUGAACACGAGGAGGAGCAGCGUGGGGGUCGGAGUGGUGGAAGGGAAGCUGUACGCGGUGGGAGGAUACGAUGGCGCCUCGCGACAGUGCCUGAGCACUGUGGAGGAGUACAACCCCGUCUCAAACCGCUGGAGCUUCGUGGCAGACAUGGGCACGCGGCGCAGCGGAGCAGGAGUGGGGGUCCUGAGUGGACACCUGUACGCAGCGGGGGGGCACGACGGUCCGCUGGUCCGCAAGAGCGUGGAGGUGUACGACGCCCACAGCAACACCUGGAGACAGGUCUGUGACAUGAACAUGUGCCGAAGGAACGCAGGUGUGUGCGCGGUGAACGGCAUGCUGUAUGUGAUCGGGGGCGACGAUGGCUCGUGUAACCUGUCCUCAGUAGAGUACUACAACCCUGCCAUUGACAAGUGGACCCUCAUCCCCACCAACAUGAGCAAUGGGAGGAGCUACGCAGGAGUGGCGGUCAUCGACAAGCCGUUAUGACCAGAGACCCCGGUCAGUAGGGCAGCUCGGCCGGGAAAGCAGCCAAGAUCGUUUCCUAGGUGACGGAGCCACACACAUCACCAACAGUGCCAGGACUGAUCAGGCACUGCGGGUGCCACCCCAGAGCAGGACCCCUCCAACUCCUCUGUGUUUGUGUGGGAGAGGAGAGGAAGGGAGAGGGGGUACAGGGGGUAGUAGCUGCCUCUUUCUCCAGCUCGUGUUGCCUCCAGUCUGGGGCAUUUCAAACAAGAAAAAUCCGGAUGGUCUGACAGCAGAUCUCUGGAGCCCGUCUGCAAUCUGUUUCUUUGUAAAUGGUUCUUGCAGUGACUGAUAAACCAGAGCGGAACAUUGAGACAGGGACUUUGAACAAUGUACAUUCUGAUUCAGUACUGCCUAAACUCUUAAAAAAAACCCCAAAAAAACAACCCCAAAAAACUGAAAGAUGGAAUUCCUCUGCCUUUUUAUUAUUCUUAUUAUAAUUUGUAUAACCCUAGUACCCCAGUGUGAUUUUAUUAUAAUUUGUAUAACCCUA